ACGGGGACGCGGGUAAUGCAGUGAGGGUGCCCGCGGGGCAGCUGAAGCCACUUCACCCACCCACAGGGUACCAGCGGCGUUCAGCGUAAGCAGGUCUGGGCCGAUCCCAAUAAUCCUGGAGGUAAAAGUUCAAGGGAAUGUUUGAUUUUCCAGCGUGCACACCGCGGGGCUGAGCUGCCCCUUGCCCCGCUCCGGGCAGCCCCCCUCGGUGUCCCCUGCCGGGGGUCCCCAGCCAGGCGCCGGGGCGGCUCCUGGCCCAAACCUCUGCCAGAAAAGCGAAGCAGCCGGAGCGAGCCGAGCGCUGGCAGCCUGCCCCGUGACUCCCGUGGGAGGAGUGACGGCAGGGGAGGCACCCGCUCGCCGCCGCCGUGCGCCAUAAAGCCAGGCCGCAGCCAGCCCCGGCGAAGGCUCGGCGGCGCAGGGCGGCAUGGCGAGGCGGGUGGCCAUCAUCGGCGGGGGCAGCAGCGGGCUGUGCGCCAUCAAAGCCUGCCUGGACGAGGGGCUGGAGCCCGUCUGCUUCGAGAGGAGCAGGGACAUCGGCGGGCUGUGGAGGUUUGAGGAGCAGCCCGAGGAGGGCCGCGCCAGCAUCUACCGCUCCGUCAUCAUCAACACCUCCAAGGAGAUGAUGUGCUUCAGCGACUUCCCCAUCCCCGACGACUUCCCCAACUACAUGCACCACUCCAAGAUCAUGGAGUACUUCCGCAUGUACGCCCGGCGCUUCGACCUGCUGCGGCACAUCCGCUUCAGGACCAGCGUGUGCCGCGUGUCCAAGCGCCCCGACUUCGCCACCACGGGCCGCUGGGAGGUGGUGACCGAGAGCGAGGGCAAGCAGGAGUCGGCCGUCUUCGACGCCGUGCUGGUGUGCACCGGGCACCACACCGACGCGCACCUCCCGCUGCACACCUUCCCCGGCAUCGAGAAGUUCAAGGGCCGCUACCUCCACAGCCGUGACUACAAGGACCCCCAGGACUUCAAGGACAAGGGGGUCGUUGUCAUCGGGAUCGGGAACUCGGGCUCGGACCUGGCUGUGGAGAUCAGCCAGACGGCCAAGCAGGUCUUCCUCAGCACCCGCCGCGGUGCGUGGAUCCUCAACCGCGUUGGACAACAGGGGUACCCCAUCGACAUCGUCUUCACCACCCGCCUGAAGGCACUCAUGAAGCAGCUGCUGACCUCCUCCAUGGCAAGCGACUUCACAGAGAGGCAGCUCAACAUGAGAUUCGACCACGCGCACUACGGCCUGAAGCCAAAGCACAGGGUCCUCGACCAGCACCCGACCGUCAAUGACGACCUGCCCAACCGCAUCAUUUCGGGCAGGGUGCAGGUGAAGCCGAACGUCCAGGAGUUCACGGAGACAUCUGCCAUCUUCGAGGACGGCACCAGGGAAGACAUCGACGCUGUGAUCUUUGCCACGGGGUACAGCUUCUCCUUCCCCUUCCUCAAGGAUUAUGUGAAGGUGGUGGAGAACCAGGUCUCCCUCUACAAAUACGUGUUCCCCAUCGACCUGGAGAAGCCGACGCUGGCUUUCAUCGGCUUCAUCCAGCCCCUGGGAGCCAUCAUGCCCAUCUCGGAGCUCCAGUGUCGCUGGGCCACCCGUGUCUUCAAGGGGCUGAGCACGCUGCCCCCGAGGCACGACAUGGAGGCUGACAUCAAGCACAAGAAAGAAGAGAUGGCCAAGCGGUACGUGGCGAGCCGGCGGCACACCAUCCAGGUGGAUUACAUCCCCUACAUGGACGAGCUCGCCUGCCAGCUGGGCGUCAAGCCCAACCUGCCCCUGCUCUUCCUCACCGACCCCCCGCUGGCGCUGGAGGUGCUGCUGGGGCCCUGCACGCCCUACCAGUACCGCCUGCGGGGCCCGGGAGCGUGGCAGGGCGCCCGCACGGCCAUCCUGACCCAGCGGCAGCGCGUCGUCCAGCCCCUGCAGACGCGGCACGUGGAGGAGAACACCUCUGUCUCCGUCCUGCCGCUCCUCCGCAAGCUGGCCGUGGCCAUGGCCAUCUUUGCCAUCAUCUUCGUCCUCCUGUAGGCUCCUGCUCUCUGCCUGGUGGGGUUGGCAAUGCCAGGACGGGCCGUGCAUCCCCAUGGCAGCCGUGCCCCCCGUGCCAAGAGAGCAAUCCGCUUGCUGGCACGGCCCUGCACAGCAAACCUGAGGCACCAGAGCCUCCCAGAUGUGGCAGCCCCAAAUAAUGCCCCACGGCUGCACCGGGAUGGAGGAAAAACCCUGCCCUUGUGUGGGGAAAACCCCAUCCUGCUCAGGCACCGCUGUCACCGAGCGGGGACUGGCCGGGCUGUUCUGUCACCUACAAUCCCAACGGGCCUCCACUGAUGAUGAUACCUUCAUGGCAAAGGCACAGCAAAUUUUCUGACUGGAUUAAAGUGUCUUAAACAGA
Cygnus olor (mute swan) is the source of this 2387-nucleotide messenger RNA. Its product is annotated as flavin-containing monooxygenase 5-like. The transcript is spliced from 8 exons. The record is from RefSeq and is a predicted model, not a curated record. The coding region runs from base 428 to 2023 and encodes 531 amino acids. Gene Ontology annotation, molecular function: NADP binding; N,N-dimethylaniline monooxygenase activity; flavin adenine dinucleotide binding. NCBI's taxonomy places the organism in Eukaryota, Metazoa, Chordata, Aves, Anseriformes, Anatidae.